Molecule: messenger RNA, 1948 nt
Organism: Periophthalmus magnuspinnatus
Lineage: Eukaryota; Metazoa; Chordata; Actinopteri; Gobiiformes; Gobiidae
Gene: phgdh
Product: phosphoglycerate dehydrogenase
Exons: 12
Coding region: 158-1741 (527 amino acids)
Biological process (GO): L-serine biosynthetic process
Molecular function (GO): NAD binding; phosphoglycerate dehydrogenase activity
Source: RefSeq, a predicted model, not a curated record
GGGGACAUUUAGUGAGGAGCAGUUUUUUACCAAUCACACCAUUCAAAAGCAGCCAACGGAGAGCUGAGGUCUGGUCUGUGUCCAUUACUGCCCAUCAGUCUUUCAUCACACCAAGUUACCCAGCAUCAACGCGACCACCGUCAAAGCAGAGGGUCAAAUGGCUUCUUUUAGUAUCAAGUCGGUCCUGAUCAGUGAGAGCGUGGACCCUCGCUGCAGGACCAUCCUAGAAGAAAAUGGCAUCCAUGUGACGGAGAAGCAAAACAUGAAAAAAGAGGAGUUGAUAACUGAGAUAAAGGAUUAUGAUGGCCUUGUUGUUCGGUCUGCAACAAAAGUGACAGCUGAUGUUAUAGACGCUGCCAGCAAUCUAAAAAUCAUUGGAAGGGCUGGAACUGGUGUUGAUAAUGUGGACGUUGAUGCUGCUACAAAAAAGGGCAUUAUUGUUAUGAACACACCAAGUGGCAACACCAUCAGUGCAGCUGAGCUCACAUGCGCCCUCAUUAUGAGUCUCUCAAGGCAUGUCCCUCAAGCUGCAAUGUCAAUGAAAGCUGGGAACUGGGAUCGCAAAAAGUUUAUGGGUGCUGAGUUGUAUGGAAAGGUACUUGGAAUUGUAGGGCUUGGGAGAAUAGGAAAGGAAGUGGCCUCAAGAAUGCAGUCAUUUGGGAUGAAGACCAUCGGCUAUGACCCAAUCACCCCACCAGAGGUUUCUGCCAGCUGGGGGGUGGAGCAGAUGUCUUUGGAGCAGUUAUGGCCCCAAUGUGACUACAUCACUGUACACACACCACUUAUGCCCUCAACUGUUGGCCUCCUCAAUGAUGAAACAUUUGCCAAAUGUAAGAAAGGGGUGAAGGUUGUUAACUGUGCACGUGGUGGCAUCAUUGAUGAAGCGGCACUGCUCAGAGCUUUGGAGUCUGGACAGUGUGGAGGAGCAGGGCUUGAUGUCUUUGUUGAGGAACCUCCAAAGGACCGUGCACUUGUGAAUCAUCCAAAUGUAAUUGGGUGUCCACACCUUGGAGCCAGUACUAAAGAAGCACAGGCACGAUGUGGGCAAGACAUUGCAUUACAGAUUGUGGACAUGGUUAAUCGCAAAAACCUGAUUGGAGCUGUAAAUGCCCAGGUUUUGGCCAGCACAUUCUCCCAAGAAUCUCAAGAAAUGAUUACAUUUGGGGAAGCUAUUGGAAAAGUGUUGCAGGCUUGCACUACUUCUAGGAAACCAUACAGUAACCUUCAGAUUACAACUGAAGGUGACUGUAUGAAGUCCUGCUCUGGUUAUAUGGCUUCAGCUGUACUGGUGGGAUUGCUUGGAAAUGAAUCUACCAGUAUUAACCUGAUAAAUGUACUGAACCUCGCCAAGGAUUUUGGAAUGCAGGUGACCCAAAGACACAUCACAUCAAACGGUGUUGGUGGAUCAUGUGAAGUGGAGAUCUCGGCUGAUGGUUGCAUCUUUAAAGCCACUGGGUCUGUUCAAAGUGGUGUUCCUGUACUGUUGAAGCUGAGUGACAGUGUAUUUAGACAGCCUGCGUCUCUCACCGGCAAUCUGCUGUUCUUCAAGUCCUCAGCCAAUCCUCAACUUCUAUCAUCAGUGGCUGGGGUGCUUGUCACAGAAGGAGUGCAGAUUGAGUCCUUCAGUGCCCCUGUGAACCACAUGGGGGAGCAGUGGUAUUGUGUCGGGGUGUCGAAGCUGCUCAAAGAUCUUAAUGUUUUGAAACCUUUAGUUACAGAAGCAGCUCAAGUCACCCUUUAGGCUUUAGCCUAUAACUUUUAACAUGUUGUUUCCAGGAAACUAAUACAUUGGAUUCAUGUUAAUUUUAGCAGUGGACCACUUGAUGUUUACAAAAUGCUUGUUUGUGAAGUUCCAGUAUUCAGGUGUUUACGUUUUGGCAAUGCAAGUCAAAUGUUAAUGUCAUAUACAAUAGUUUUUUAAGCAGAAAUAAACUAAUAAGAAACCAUA